This is a messenger RNA of Ascoidea rubescens DSM 1968, 381 nucleotides long. It is a transcript of the gene HMF1, whose product is annotated as putative isoleucine biosynthesis protein HMF1. NCBI's taxonomy places the organism in Eukaryota, Fungi, Ascomycota, Saccharomycetes, Ascoideales, Ascoideaceae. The transcript has a single exon. The record is from RefSeq and is a predicted model, not a curated record. The coding region runs from base 1 to 381 and encodes 126 amino acids. Gene Ontology annotation, molecular function: deaminase activity. Gene Ontology annotation, cellular component: mitochondrion; cytosol.
AUGACCACCCUAACCUCAAUCUACCCACCUGGCGCUCCUCCUCCAGCUGCCCCAUAUUCCCCAGCUGUCAAAGCCGGAAACAUGAUUUUCGUCUCUGGACAGAUUCCAAUCAACUCAAAGGGUGAGAUUCUUGAGGGAACAAUUGGUGAAAAGACAGAAUUGAUCUUGGACAAUAUUCAAUUGAUCUUAAAAGGUGCAAAUUCAGACUUGACCAAAAUUGCCAAAGUCAACAUCUUCUUGACUGAUAUGGCCUUUUUCAGUGAGAUUAAUAAAGUCUACGUAACUUAUUUCACUGAUUUCAAGCCAGCAAGAUCCUGUGUUGCUGUCAAGGAAUUGCCCUUAGGUGUCGAUAUUGAAAUUGAAUGUAUUGCUUUCGAAUAG